AUGAAAGGAAUAUCUUAUCGAGGUAAUCGUAUUUGCUUCGGUAGAUAUGCUCUUCAAGCACUUGAACCCGCUUGGAUCACAUCUAGACAAAUAGAAGCAGGGCGACGAGCAAUGACACGAAACGCCCGCCGCGGCGGAAAAAUAUGGGUACGUAUAUUUCCAGACAAACCAGUUACAGUAAGACCUACAGAAACACGUAUGGGUUCGGGAAAAGGAUCUCCCGAAUAUUGGGUAGCUGUCGUUAAACCGGGUAGAAUCCUUUAUGAAAUGAGUGGGAUCAAAAAUGAUAUGAUUCAACCUCAAACCCAAUUGAAUGUAGCGGAUAACAGCGGAGCCAGAAAAUUGAUGUGUAUUCGAAUCAUAGGAGCUAGUAAUCGACGAUAUGCUCAUAUUGGUGACGUUAUUGUUGCUGUAAUCAAAGAAGCAAUACCAAAUACACCGCUGGAAAGAUCCGAAGUAAUCAGAGCUGUAAUUGUACGUACUUGUAAAGAACUCAAACGCGACAACGGUAUGAUAAUACGAUAUGAUGACAAUGCUGCGGUUGUUAUUGAUCAAGAAGGAAAUCCAAAAGGAACUCGAAUUUUUGGCGCAAUUGCCCGGGAAUUAAGACAAUUAAAUUUCACUAAAAUAGUUUCGUUAGCACCUGAAGUAUUAUAA
Molecule: messenger RNA, 657 nt
Organism: Cannabis sativa
Lineage: Eukaryota; Viridiplantae; Streptophyta; Magnoliopsida; Rosales; Cannabaceae
Product: large ribosomal subunit protein uL14c
Exons: 2
Coding region: 1-657 (218 amino acids)
Biological process (GO): mitochondrial translation
Cellular component (GO): mitochondrial large ribosomal subunit; ribosome
Molecular function (GO): rRNA binding; structural constituent of ribosome
Source: RefSeq, a predicted model, not a curated record